CUUGAUUUCGAAAAGCAUUCUGGGAAGGGAUGCCGGUGGAAAGCUUCUCGAAGGAACUGCAAAGAUGAUGCCCACACCGGUUAUCCUGCUGAAGGAGGGGACAGACACGUCUCAGGGCAUUCCCCAGCUCGUCAGCAACAUCAAUGCCUGCCAGGUGAUUGCAGAGGCUGUCAGGACCACCCUCGGGCCCAGGGGGAUGGACAAACUGAUGGUGGAUAGCAGAGGUAAGGCCACAAUCUCCAAUGAUGGAGCCACCAUCCUGAAACUGCUGGAUGUGGUUCACCCUGCUGCCAAGACCCUGGUAGACAUCGCUCGCUCCCAGGAUGCUGAGGUCGGGGACGGCACCACCUCCGUCACUCUCCUGGCUGCUGAGUUCCUGAAGCAGCUGAAGCCAUACGUGGAGGAGGGUCUCCACCCUCAGACCAUCAUCAGAGCGUUCCGCACUGCCACCAACCUCGCUGUCAGCAAGAUCAAGGAGAUUGCUGUCUCUGUGAAGAAAGACGACAGGCAAGAGCAGAGGCAGCUGCUGGAGAAGUGCGCAGCCACAGCCCUGAACUCCAAGCUAAUCGCCGGUCAGAAAGAUUUCUUCUCCAAAAUGGUGGUGGAUGCUGUCAUGUCUCUGGAUGAGCUGCUGUCUCUGAAGAUGAUUGGCAUCAAGAAGGUCCAGGGAGGAGCCCUUGAGGAUUCUCAGUUGAUCUCUGGGGUUGCAUUCAAGAAGACUUUCUCUUAUGCUGGGUUUGAGAUGCAGCCCAAACGCUAUGAGAAUCCAAAGAUUGCUCUGCUUAAUGUGGAGCUGGAGUUGAAGGCUGAGAAGGAUAACGCUGAGGUCCGCGUGAAAUCUGUGGAGGACUACCAGGCCAUUGUGGACGCAGAGUGGAACAUCCUGUACGACAAACUGGAGAAGAUCUAUCAGUCAGGAGCCAAGGUGGUUCUGUCCAAGUUGCCCAUUGGUGAUGUGGCCACCCAGUACUUCGCUGACAGAGACCUGUUCUGUGCUGGCAGGGUGCAGGAGGAGGAUCUGAAGAGGACCAUGAUGGCCUGCGGCGGCUCCAUCCAGACCUCAGUAAGUGCCAUGACAGACAGCGUCCUUGGACAGUGUGAACUCUUUGAGGAAGUCCAAGUUGGAGGAGACAGAUAUAACUUCUUCAAGGGCUGUCCGAAGGCAAAGACGUGCACCAUCAUCCUGAGGGGCGGAGCAGAACAGUUUACAGAGGAGACGGAGCGAUCGCUGCACGAUGCCAUCAUGAUCGUACGCAGAGCCAUCAAGAAUGACUCAGUUGUAGCGGGUGGAGGAGCCAUUGAGAUGGAGCUGUCCAAGUACCUGCGGGAUUACUCCAGGACCAUCCCCGGAAAACAGCAGCUGCUGAUUGGCGCAUACGCCAAGGCCUUGGAGAUCAUCCCCAGACAGCUGUGUGACAACGCCGGCUUUGACGCAACCAACAUCCUGAACAAACUGCGCGCCAAACAUGCACAGGGCGGUAUGUGGUAUGGUGUAGAUAUCAACAACGAGGACAUUGCAGACAACUUCAACGCCUGCGUCUGGGAACCAUCCAUUGUGAGGAUCAACGCUCUGACGGCAGCGUCAGAGGCAGCCUGCCUCAUCCUGUCAGUGGAUGAGACGAUCAAGAACCCACGCAGCAGUAUGGACGGACCUCCUGGCGCUGGCAGGGGCAGAGGCCGCGGGAGGCCCCACGCUCACUAAGAGAAGCGAGAACAAAACCUCAUUUUAAACUGGCAUUGAAAUCCAAAUGACUGUGUCUUAAGUACUGGUUAGGUUACAUUUCCAGCUAUAUGCAGAGAUGCAAAGAUGAUGUUGAAUGUAGCUUGGCAUGUUUGAGCUGCAUUUGGAUUUGAAUUCUAGAUAAAAAUUAGGUGUUGCCGCGUCAGUCAUAGACACACUGCAAAUGGCGGGUGUAGUGAAACAAAUAAAAGGGGGAAGGCUAUUUCAAUACAGUAUCUUUCGACUUUGAUAAAGAUGGCUGGCAUUUCUUGUGUUUUCUUUGUCACCUGUAGUUUUUUUUCUUACUGAGGUUUAGUCUGUUUAACAUUUCAAGCACUGCAUCUUUCCAUGUGUGGCCAUUUUACUAAGAAAUUAUGUUGCAAUAGCCCCCUCUUUGUUUUGAAUCAGACGCACACCUGUCCCCUCUAGUUCACUCUUCCUCCCUCUGACCUGAAGCAGCUGUUCCAUCAUUUCUAAUCUGGUUUUGUGUUCUGUGACAAACUGAUGUGUAACAUGGGAAGUAAAGCACUGAUAGGAUGUUGAGCAGUUCUGAACCAUGCAUUGGUUAGGCUGUGUGAAACUAUUUAUUGGACCAUUCUUAUCAAUAAAUUCACAGCUCAAAUCGUA
Epinephelus fuscoguttatus (brown-marbled grouper) is the source of this 2347-nucleotide messenger RNA. RefSeq names its product chaperonin containing TCP1, subunit 7 (eta) (gene cct7). Gene Ontology annotation, molecular function: ATP-dependent protein folding chaperone; ATP binding; ATP hydrolysis activity. Gene Ontology annotation, biological process: protein folding. Bases 65 to 1702 code for a protein of 545 amino acids. The record is from RefSeq and is a predicted model, not a curated record. The transcript is spliced from 12 exons. NCBI's taxonomy places the organism in Eukaryota, Metazoa, Chordata, Actinopteri, Perciformes, Serranidae. Gene Ontology annotation, cellular component: chaperonin-containing T-complex.